Funneliformis mosseae is the source of this 829-nucleotide messenger RNA. The record is from the annotation of a GenBank genome assembly. NCBI's taxonomy places the organism in Eukaryota, Fungi, Glomeromycota, Glomeromycetes, Glomerales, Glomeraceae.
AUGGGAAAAAGAUCUCCACAUACCAAUAUAUCUCUACAAGAACGUAAUAUUAACUGGAUGUUAACUUGCUCCGAUCCAACCCCGCUUGCAUUUUUUCAACACGUAUUUCCAACACAUCGCGGCCAAGCAACUGCAAAAUAUCGUAAAAUACUCGAUCUGGCUUUGAAAGAAUCGCAUGAUUCUGAAGUGUUGAGUAAGCUCAGAAGAAUGAAAAGGACGGCGGAUGAAGCAAGGUUACUACUUGACUGGGAGACAUGGAUGCAACAGAAGGCAGCGACUUCUCAAUUUUCUUCUGAAAGCGAGAACUCAAGAAAGAGAAAAAUUGGUAAUCAAUCAGGUGGCGAACUUCAUGAUGAUUAUGAAAGUGAAAGUGACGCUUUGUCCAAUGGUUCGGAUGAAGAAACCAGUGAGUCCGAAGAUGAUGAUAUUGAAGAUAAUAGUGAAGUUCAUGGAAAUAAAAAUGGUGGUGAAAGCGAAGAUGUUGAAGAGGAUAAUCGUGUCAAAAUUGACAAGAAUGAAUUCGUCCAGGCGUUUGAGAAAAUACCGGAAUCAUCAAAAUUAAAAUUAAUAAGUUCUGGAAAAGUGGUCGAAAAUGUACUUUUUAAUUACAUAAAGGAUAAUGAUUACGAACAUCUCGCCCAUUCCUAUAUAAUAGAUUGUGAUGAUCAAAAGAUCAAAGAAUUAUUCAAUGACGAAGAAUGGAUGGAAUUAACCAAAGACCAUUUAGGCAUUCCCCAAGUUCCAUUAGAUAUUGCUAGCGAAAUUGCAAAGUAUGGGAAUAAAACCUUGAAACUACUACGUGAAGUCGUAAUGAAAUCUUAUCUUCCAA